Molecule: messenger RNA, 1520 nt
Organism: Gryllus bimaculatus (two-spotted cricket)
Lineage: Eukaryota; Metazoa; Arthropoda; Insecta; Orthoptera; Gryllidae
Source: the annotation of a GenBank genome assembly
AUGAAUGUUCUUCGCAGUGCUGGUACUCUAUUGGGAUCCGGGUACAAGGCGCUAUGGAGAUUUACUCCGUUGGUUGGAGAUGUUAACCUAGUAGGUUCAUUCAUAUUACACAAAGGAUCUUUUGAAGGAAUGCAUGGACUCAACAACAUAGUUAUAAUGAAAACUCACAUUCCAUUGCUUACUGAGGGAAUACUGUAUAAUAUUAAAGACCUUCAAGAAUUCAAAUUGGGGGAAGUCAAUAUAUCUAAGAUAGAGAAGAAUGCUGUUUUAAUAGAUUUGAAGCAGUUGGGAAGCAAAGCAGAAAUUCUUCAAAGCAAGAUUGGAAUUGUUGAAGAAAGGGGUUUGCAAAUUGGAAAUGGUUCUUCCAUCAUUCUGCAAGAUACAGAAAUACACAAGGCAGAAAAGAACAGCAUUAGACUCGGAGCUCUUAAGACUUUCAAAAUGAAAGGCAACAAAUUCCAGCCUGAGGUUGAUAUUGAAGCUGCAAAAAUUAUAUACAAAAACAGCAUUGAGUUUUCAAUGAAUAUUUUAUUAAAUGUAGACCUUUCAGAUGUUGCUAAUAUUGCACAUAUGCCUGAAAAUGAAACCAUUUUCACAUUAGACAGACUAGUUACUUUACAUGGUGGAAAUUAUGUUAAUUGUAAAUGUAUAAAUCCUACAUCGACUCCUUCAGAAUCACUGAAGCAGAACCGUUGUGUUAAUGGUUGUUCUAAAGCAACUGUAGAAUCAUUUUUGCAGAGUUGUCAAAGCAACAAUGCAGUAUCUGUGGAAGACAGGCUAAAAAUGCUCUGCAAGAACACUGUCGACAGUUCUACUACCACAGCAAUUCCUCAAACACCUCCAACACACAAAAUCACAUCUCCACUACCCACAAAAGGUUCAUCUGGGAAAAUGUCUUUUUAUGUUCUAAUGCCUUUUGUAUUCUUCUUCUUUCAUUUGAUGUUGUAGAUACUAAUGGUAAAAUAAAUAAGCCAGAUGGAUUAGAUUAUUUUCCUAUGUUAAAUAUUUUUUUGAACUGUUCAAUAAAAUUUUUGUUACAAAAGGCACUUCAGUAGUUUUUGUAUCAAAUCCUGAAUUUCAGAUCCUUUUUUAGUAAAUUGUGCAUUCAUAUUUUUUUGUACAUGGUCAUAGACUGAAAUUAACAUCAAGCCUCGAAAAAUAUACAAUUUAUAUUAAUAAAAUAAUUUUUUACAAGAGAAUAAAGUUUUGGUUACAUUUUUUGAGAUUAAAAGAUACUCGUAAAUAAUUCCCCACAUUAAUUUCAUUGAAGAUUUGCUUUAAAGACCUUCAUUUUAAUGGUCAAAAGUUUUCCUUUUGAACAAGAUGAAAUUAGCAAAUGUAGUUAAAGGAUUCAUAGUUGUCCUGAUAUUUUUAUUCUUCUUUAAUUUAUGAAGUUUGUGAAGACAGGUGCAACAGACUGAAGUUGAAAUGGGCUGGAAGCUUCUCAAAGUUAACCAUGAAUUUGUUUCAUAAACUUAAUUUCCAUGUGUACAAACUAGAUCAAAAUAGUUUUUUUUUUU